AUGCGCGGCAUAGUAUCAGCAAGCUCGCUACACGCUCUGCGGAGUUCGUAUCGAGCAAAGUCUCUCAACACUAUUUGCAAGACUGCUGCUUCCCGCAACAUUCACCAGUCUAUUCGAAUUCCGGCCAUCACGACUUCGCAAGCUCGUCGCCGCCCGACAAUCCGGCCUGGUCAUCAAAGGGCCCCUUCCUCUCCCGCAGCCCGUACGAUCUAUAUACAGACGCAGUCUACUCCUAAUCCCUCAGCACUCAAGUUCCUCCCGAACCAUCCUGUUCUCCCAGAAACCUUCCCCUCUACUUUUCUGGAAUAUACAUCUCCUCGCUCGACACUGGCUGCACCCCAUCCCUCUCCGCUUGCUGCCAGGCUCCUAGAUGUGGACGGCGUCUCUUCUGUAUUUUAUGGACCAGAUUUCAUCACGGUGACCAAGGAGGAAGAUGUCAAUUGGGCCCAUAUCAAGCCUGAGGUUUUCAGUCUCAUUACGGAGGCAAUCACCUCAGGAGAGGACAUUGUCAACACGUUCGAUAAGACUUCUACAACAGACGGCCAGGAAGGCGCCGGUGAAGACUCCCUGGCAGCCAACGAUGAUGACGAUGAGGUGGUGGCAAUGAUCAAGGAGCUACUGGAGACCCGAAUCAGACCAGCCAUUCAAGAGGACGGGGGGGAUAUUGAGUUCCGCGGAUUCGAAGAUGGGAUGGUUAUGCUCAAACUCCGCGGAGCUUGCCGGACUUGCGAUUCCAGCACGGUGACACUAAAAAAUGGCAUCGAGUCGAUGUUGAUGCAUUACAUCGAAGAAGUCAAGGGCGUCAAUCAGGUAUUGGACGAAGAGGAGGAAAUUGCAAUGAAGGAGUUCGCCAAAUUCGAGGAGAAGCUGCGGCAGCAAAAGGGUCCAGAUGCCGCCCCUUCAACCGUGGGCAAAGGCAGUCUGGACUAUGCUGAGUGA
Messenger RNA from Exophiala spinifera, 939 nucleotides. RefSeq lists its product as uncharacterized. The record is from RefSeq and is a predicted model, not a curated record. Gene Ontology annotation, molecular function: iron-sulfur cluster binding; iron ion binding. Gene Ontology annotation, biological process: iron-sulfur cluster assembly. Gene Ontology annotation, cellular component: mitochondrion. Lineage: Eukaryota; Fungi; Ascomycota; Eurotiomycetes; Chaetothyriales; Herpotrichiellaceae. Bases 1 to 939 code for a protein of 312 amino acids. The transcript has a single exon.